ACUACUGGAUGUGUUCUACAACUCGUCUACUGUGGGCCCCCUGUGUAGCUCCAAUCGUGCUCGCCCCACGCCGUUGUCAAAUACCAAGAUGGCGGUGUUCCGUCGAGACCCUUGUGGAGUCGCCUGUAUUGUCUUUACGUACCUCUGUGUAAUUUACGCCGAUUAUUGCAUUGUGGAGCACGUUAUCAUCCCCACACUUUCUGACAGCUUAUGGGGGACCCUCCAUGUGAUCAUAUUCAAUGUGCUUGCUCUUCUUCUACUUAUCUCACAUUCACGAGCAUCAUAUUCGGAUCCUGGUGUUGUUCCUCUACCUACUACUAGUCUAGAUUUCUCAGAAAUUAACAAAGCCCAUAGUGAAAAACCACAGAGCAACACUGAGUGGACAGCCUGUACAAGAUGUGAAGCCUAUCGGCCACCAAGGGCGCAUCACUGCAGGAUCUGUGGAAGGUGUAUAAAGAAAAUGGAUCAUCAUUGUCCAUGGUAA
Nematostella vectensis (starlet sea anemone) is the source of this 484-nucleotide messenger RNA. RefSeq names its product palmitoyltransferase ZDHHC3. The coding region runs from base 89 to 484 and encodes 131 amino acids. The record is from RefSeq and is a predicted model, not a curated record. Gene Ontology annotation, biological process: protein targeting to membrane; peptidyl-L-cysteine S-palmitoylation. Gene Ontology annotation, molecular function: protein-cysteine S-palmitoyltransferase activity. The transcript is spliced from 5 exons. Gene Ontology annotation, cellular component: Golgi apparatus; endoplasmic reticulum. Lineage: Eukaryota; Metazoa; Cnidaria; Anthozoa; Actiniaria; Edwardsiidae.